CAGUUCGAAAUAAACAGGCAGUGAUUAUGAAGUGGGCUACUGCUGUAGUGACCACCAGCACCCGACAAAGGACAGAAGUUACUCGGGUAGUCCGAAGAACAAGGAGUAGGCCACAAAGUAACCCCGAGUGACGGUGAUAGCGACAGUCAGUGACGGCUUAAAACCAGGCGGUGGCAGUGCUGCAGCAAAUCGAUGCCUGAUGUCGUAAAGGAGGAGAAGAAGAAGUCGGCGGGAGUUGUGUGAACGCGCGCGUGCGUGCGUGUUUACAGUUGUAUGCAGAAGUGCUGGGUACCGGCAGACUAUUUCGACUGUAGUAGUGGACACCACCGGUUUCGACAAACAUGGAAUCCGCCGACGAGUUCAUGAAGUACCGCUCACCGCUGGUGUCCAGGUAUGCUAGCAAGGAAAUGGCGUACAACUUCAGCGACAGGAAGAAAUUCACCACCUGGAGGAAGCUGUGGAUUUAUCUGGCCAAGGCUGAGAAGGCUCUGGGUCUGCCCAUCACCGACGCUCAGAUCCUGGAGAUGGAGGGCCACUCGGAGGACAUUGACUUUGUCAUGGCGGCUGAAGAGGAACGCAAACUCCGACACGAUGUCAUGGCUCAUGUCCACACCUUCGCACACUGCUGUCCCACCGCUGCUCCCAUCAUCCAUCUGGGGGCCACCUCCUGCUAUGUGGGAGACAACACUGAUCUGAUUAUGCUGCGUGACGGCUUUGACAUUCUCCUGCCUAAGCUGGCCAGAGUCAUUGACAGACUGACAAACUUUGCAGAGACGUACGCUGACCUGCCCACACUGGGCUUCACCCACUACCAGCCUGCCCAGUUGACCACAGUGGGGAAGCGGGCCUGUCUGUGGCUGCAGGACCUGGCCAUGGACAUGCGGAACGUCCAGAGAGCUCGUGAUGAUCUACGGUUUAGAGGGGUCAAAGGGACCACCGGGACCCAGGCCAGCUUCCUGCAGCUCUUUCAGGGAGAACAUGAAAAGGUGGAAGAGCUUGACAGAAUGGUGACAGAAAUGGCAGGUUUUAAAAGAGCUUAUUUAGUGACUGGUCAGACCUACAGCCGUAAAGUGGAUGUGGACUGUUUGUCCAGCCUGGCCAGUAUGGGAGCCACUGUCCACAAGAUUUGCACAGACAUCCGACUGCUGGCCAACCUGAAGGAGAUCGAGGAGCCUUUUGAGAAGGAGCAGAUUGGUUCCAGUGCCAUGCCCUACAAGAGGAACCCCAUGAGAUCCGAGCGUUGCUGCAGCUUGGCUCGACACCUGGUGGCGCUAAUGUCUGACCCGUUGCAGACGGCAUCUGUGCAGUGGCUGGAGAGGACACUGGAUGACAGUGCUAACAGGAGGAUCUCUCUGCCCGAGGCCUUCCUCACGGCCGACAUCAUUCUCAGCACGCUGCAGAACAUCACGGAGGGUCUGGUGGUCUACCCCAAAGUGAUCGAGAGACACAUUCGCCACGAGCUUCCCUUCAUGGCCACGGAGAACAUCAUCAUGGCCAUGGUGAAGGCUGGAGGAAACAGACAGGAUUGCCACGAGAAAAUCCGUGUUCUGUCCCAGGAAGCUGCAGCUGUGGUCAAACAGGAAGGUGGAGAUAAUGACCUUCUGGCCAGAGUGCAGCGAGACCCAUACUUUGCCCCCAUCCUGGGGCAGCUGGAUGAUCUGUUGGACCCCAAGACUUUCAUUGGUCGUGCUCCACAACAGGUGACCAGGUUUCUGACUGAAGAAAUACGCCCCCUGCUGGAUCCAUAUAAGGCAAAGAUGGAUAUCAAGAUUGAGCUUGAACUCUGAAACCCCGCCAACAGGAACCAGAUCUUUAAGUAAAGACUUCAUCCUGUUGUGAAGAUACGGUGAAUUCUGUCUAAUACCUCAAGAAACAAUCAGUAAAUCAACUUCUCUUUUUAUGUCUCUCCAUCAUGUCUGCUGGGACGAAUCUCCAUAAACUGCACUAGUUUCUGCUCCAUGUUCACGUACAAUUUAAUUCAGUUCAUUUUGAAACUUGAUGAUUCAAUUCAGAGGGAAUUCAGUGAUAAAGCAUGACUUGUGAGA
Cynoglossus semilaevis (tongue sole) is the source of this 2045-nucleotide messenger RNA. RefSeq names its product adenylosuccinate lyase (gene adsl). Lineage: Eukaryota; Metazoa; Chordata; Actinopteri; Pleuronectiformes; Cynoglossidae. Gene Ontology annotation, biological process: 'de novo' AMP biosynthetic process. Gene Ontology annotation, molecular function: N6-(1,2-dicarboxyethyl)AMP AMP-lyase (fumarate-forming) activity; (S)-2-(5-amino-1-(5-phospho-D-ribosyl)imidazole-4-carboxamido) succinate lyase (fumarate-forming) activity. Bases 342 to 1787 code for a protein of 481 amino acids. Gene Ontology annotation, cellular component: cytosol. The record is from RefSeq and is a predicted model, not a curated record. The transcript has 13 exons.